Pleuronectes platessa (European plaice) is the source of this 846-nucleotide messenger RNA. RefSeq lists its product as uncharacterized. The record is from RefSeq and is a predicted model, not a curated record. Lineage: Eukaryota; Metazoa; Chordata; Actinopteri; Pleuronectiformes; Pleuronectidae.
GGUCAGCGCUCGCAUGCUGCUCCGCUUUCCAUGAAUUGACAAUGUCGAGUCCAAGGUUUUCCGUGGUCAGGAUCCAAUGAAACCUCCGUCCAGAACAGCACCGGCCUCUGUGAAUACACAAAGAGGGAUUUACUGUGAGGUCAGGGUUGAAACAUCACGUGUCACCGCCCCACGGCCACUGGCGUCAUGUUGGUGGUUCUCCUGUCCUCCAUCGCUCCAGCUGCCCAGUGGGCUCGAUGGCCCAAUAAGACUGAAUAGAAGAAAUACAUGGAAGCUCUAAAACCAAGGUGUCCUGUAAAACGCUCUUUGACACUUUUUAUAUAUGGAGGAACAUGGGGCUCUGGAAGAAGAUCUUUCCUCCAUCUCCUAACCAGAUGAUUGGCUGAAGAGCUGAACCCAGUUGUGGUUUGUCCUGAUUCCUCCAUCUAUCCAGAGGCCAGAAAUAUAUUAUAUAUAAUAUAUAUAAGCUUUGAAUUGAGGUUAUUAAUUGAAGUAAAUCUCUAUAUGUCCUGUAUAUUUCUGAAUGGUGUUUACAACAUCAUGGAUUAUGAACAGAGGGAAGCAGUGGAAUACAUGUCCACUCUGCACAAAGCCAUGAAUGGGCUGGAAAACUUCCUGUGCUACUCAUCAACAAACCUACUGAAGAAACUCAGCAGGACAAAGUGAACCGGGGAGACAAAGAGACAAAAGCCUCCAUUGGCUUUGCUCCACGGGACUUCUGUUGUUCUUAUAGAAUCGUCCACAAAGUUCCAUGAACUUCUCACCUCACUGUCUGUGAAGGCGUCGCUGCAACAGGAGAAGCACAGACAACUUCUGGCAUCUGCUGACAUCAGAAAACUGCUGUAG